Molecule: messenger RNA, 1111 nt
Organism: Cryptomeria japonica (Japanese cedar)
Lineage: Eukaryota; Viridiplantae; Streptophyta; Pinopsida; Cupressales; Cupressaceae
Exons: 3
Coding region: 5-1084 (359 amino acids)
Molecular function (GO): DNA binding
Source: RefSeq, a predicted model, not a curated record
UAGAAUGAAUGUCUUAAUUUAUUUUUGCAUUUGUAAUGUUUUAUUGCAGCAACCUUCACAUUCUUAUUUGCCUCAAGUUUCACAAAACAAUCAUACAAUGUCCUCUUCUAGACCUCCCAUUAGAAAGGACCCUGCUUGGAAAUAUCAUGAGGAUUUUCCAGGGCAAAGAAAAGGGCAAACAAAGUGUAUAUUUUGCAAAACAAUAUUCCAUGGAGGCAUAUAUAGAUUGAAAUACCAUAUUGCUGGUGUGCGUGGGCAUGAUGCCGACCCAUGCACAAAAGCAGUCACUGAGGCCGUACGUGAUUGCUAUGUAAUGGUUGAAGAAAUUGAAAGGAAAAGGAAAGAAAAAGAGGAUCUCACAGUCAUUGGGAGACAUGCACCUUUAGGAACAGGGACACAAUUAGGUUGUGUUGGAGGGCCUUCUUCCUUACCUUCAUAUCGUCCCACUCAUUUUGCUACUACUCAUGCUUCCGGUUCUGCUUCUAUAAGUGCCAGUGCUAGUGCCAGUGCCUCUGCCCCUUCUCAUGUUCCUAGCACUGGCAGUGGUAGUGGGAAUGUUAGCAUUGGACCUAGGAUUCGUAAAUCUAGGUUGGAUACCUUUUUUGCACCUCGCACUACUCCUGGGUCCCAACAGUCACUUGAGAGCAUGGGUUGGAACAAGGAGGUCCAUGAUGCUGCUAAAAUGGCAGUUGGCAGAUUUUGGAUCUAUGGCAGUAUUCCAUUCUUCACAGCCAGGUCACCUUAUUGGCAAGAAAUGGUUGAUGCCCUUACCAUUUGUGGGGCGGGGUUCAAAGCCCCUUCUGAGUUUGAUUUGAGCGGACCCAUUUUGACUGAAUUGGUGAAUGAUGUGAAGAAAGAAUUGGGUGAUCAACGCCAAAUAUGGAGCACUAAAGGUUGCACCAUCAUGACUGAUGGUUGGACAGACAGGAGAAAUAGAACUCUCCUUAAUUUUCUUGUUUCUUCCGCAGGGGGCACCGUUUUCAUCAAGUCUAUUGAUGCCUCCGCCCAUUGCAAGAAUGCCACCUACCUAUGUGAGCAGAUAGAGGAGGUGAUUAAUGAGGUGGGUGAAGAGAACGUGGUAUAGGUGGUGACUGACAAUGCACCAAAUUAU